AAAAGUAAUAUGGCCCCUCAGCCAGACCCAGCCAGCCAAUCAAAUUAAAGCUCUCACACUGUAACAUUUUUAGUCUAUUUCUUACUUCAACACUUGAUCCUGUCUCUCUCUUUCGCUCUCUCUCUCUCUUUGGGACUCCUGUCCAGACGACCCAACAUGUCUCACCGUAAAUUCCACGCCCCCCGCCACGGGCACAUGGGCUUCCUGCCCCACAAGCGGAGCAAGAAGCAACGAGGAAAGGUGCGCACCUGGCCCAAGGACGACGCCAGCAAGCCUGUCCACCUCACCGCCUUCCUCGCCUACAAGGCCGGCAUGACCCACACCCUCCGAGAGGUCCACCGCACCGCCCUCAAGCAGUCCAAGCGUGAGGAGGUAGAGGCAGUUACCAUCCUGGAGACCCCCCCUGUCAUAGUGGUGGGCAUUGUGGGCUACAUCGACACCAUCCGCGGACUGCGCAGCUUCAAGACCGUCUUUGCCGAGCAUAUCAGUGAUGAGUGCAAGCGCCGCUUCUACAAAAACUGGUACAAGAGCAAAAAGAAGGCCUUUACCAAGUACAGCAAGAAAUGGCAAGAUGAAAGUGGAAAGAAGCAACUUGAAAAGGAUUUUGCAUCAUUGAAGAGAUACUGUUCAGUCAUCAGGGUGAUCGUCCAUUCUCAGAUGCGUCUGCUGCCCUUCAGGCAGAAGAAGGCCCACAUGAUGGAGGUGCAGCUAAACGGAGGCAGCAUUGCGGCCAAGGUGGACUGGGCCAGGGAACACUUUGAGCAGGCGGUGCCUGUCUCUGCUGUCUUCUGCCAGGACGAGAUGAUCGACGUUAUCGGAGUCACCAAAGGCCACGGGUUCAAGGGUGUGACGAGCCGCUGGCAUGUCAAGAAGCUACCCAGGAAGACCCACAAGGGCCUGAGGAAGGUUGCCUGCAUCGGGGCCUGGCAUCCGGCCCGCGUCAGCUACACCAUUGCCCGCGCUGGCCAGAAGGGUUACCACCACCGCACAGAGUUAAACAAAAAGAUCUACCGUGUGGGUCAGGGGCUCCGUGUCCAGGAUGGGAAGGUGGUCCAUAACAACGCUUCCACAAACUAUGAUGCCAGCCAGAAAUCCAUCACCCCACUGGGCGGUUUCGUUCGCUACGGUGAGGUGAAGAAUGACUUCCUCAUGGUGAAGGGCUGUGUGGUGGGAGUCAAGAAGAGAGUCCUCACACUCAGAAAGUCGUUGUUGGUUCACACGUCUCGCAAGUCCCUGGAGACCAUCGAUCUGAAGUUUAUCGACACCACGUCAAAGUUCGGUCACGGCUGCUUCCAGACCGCCCAGGAGAAGAGGGCAUUCAUGGGUCCGCUGAAGAAGGAUUUGAAGGCACCAGAGGUCACGGCAGAAAAGUCCUAAAGGAAGCCAGGCUCCCAGACCCAGACACAAUAAAUACAGUGUUUUACCUGUUGAACGGCAUGGUCACUGUCAAUGUGUUGUGCAGCCAUACACGGACGAUUAUUCAUUUGUGAAUGGUAUUAAAUGAUUUUGUAGAGGGAAAAUUC
Molecule: messenger RNA, 1523 nt
Organism: Gadus macrocephalus (Pacific cod)
Lineage: Eukaryota; Metazoa; Chordata; Actinopteri; Gadiformes; Gadidae
Product: large ribosomal subunit protein uL3-like
Exons: 10
Coding region: 157-1377 (406 amino acids)
Biological process (GO): translation; ribosomal large subunit assembly
Cellular component (GO): cytosolic large ribosomal subunit; ribosome
Molecular function (GO): structural constituent of ribosome; RNA binding
Source: RefSeq, a predicted model, not a curated record